This is a messenger RNA of Ilyonectria robusta, 3836 nucleotides long. Its product is annotated as armadillo-type protein. Bases 344 to 3415 code for a protein of 1023 amino acids. NCBI's taxonomy places the organism in Eukaryota, Fungi, Ascomycota, Sordariomycetes, Hypocreales, Nectriaceae. The record is from RefSeq and is a predicted model, not a curated record. Gene Ontology annotation, biological process: tRNA re-export from nucleus. Gene Ontology annotation, molecular function: small GTPase binding; tRNA binding. The transcript is spliced from 3 exons. Gene Ontology annotation, cellular component: nuclear pore; cytoplasm; nuclear matrix.
AGAAAUAGCACCCUCCGAUAAAAACGCAGCUCCUUACCAGAUAUACGCCUGCCAAAACUGCCUCGCCGCCCCCCUGCCGGGCUCCUUCUCAGUGUCUCCGUCUCGCGCGCCUGCUGUCCGUCUGCAGUGGAUUCCCGUCGCCCCUGCCCGGCCCCAGCAUCGACUCUCCGACCGGCAUCCAGACCCAGGCAUGACCCCUCGGUAGCCUUGUCCGCCUCGCCCUCCCAACGAUACAACUAUGCUGGAUGCUGUGUACCCACGGCUGCCGGAAUUAUAGCAGCGUCGCCCUCUACACAUCGUCUCUCCCACGAUCCGCGGUGCCUGUUGCACCUGAAUAUUGACUAUGGAGGCUCAGGUCGAGAAUGCCGUCGAGAUUCUGUCGAAUCCCAUCUCCGACCAGUCCCUCAAGGAGCAAGCCUUCGAAUACCUCAACCAGCUCCGAACCGAUCCCCAAGGAUGGCAGCCGUGCACCACCCUCUUCGCCCGAACGCCGCGCACUUCCGAGGUAGUGCGUCUGGUCUGCCUUGAGGUCGUCAACUACGCUGUCCACAACCAGGGCCUCGACCCUGCCAGCCUUGGCUUCCUCAAGGACACCCUCCUCCAGUACUGCCGCCAGACCUACGGCCCCGAUGCCCAGCAAGAAGCGGACCCCCCACAUCUCCAGAACAAGCUCGCCCAAACACUGACGUAUCUGUUUGUGUUCCUCUAUCAGGAUGGGUGGCAGAGCUUCAUCGACGACUUCCUAGUGCUGGCGGGCAUACCCAACAACGCCGACAACGUCUCCGGCGUCGUCUUCUACCUCCGAGUCCUUGGCUCCAUCCACGAUGAGAUCGCUGACAUGCUCCUGUCAAGAGAGAGCAGCGAUGCCAAGCGCAAUACCGAACUCAAAGACCAGCUCCGUGCCCAGGACAUGAACAAGGUCUCCGAGUCUUGGAAACAACUCCUCACUCAAUACAACACCAAUGACGCUGUCGUGGAGCUGGUCCUCAAGGUCCUGGGGAAGUGGGUUAGUUGGAUAGACAUUUCUCUGGUCAUCAGCCAGGACAUGCUCAGUCUCCUGUUGCCAGUGGUCGGGCGGGUUCGCGGCUCAGGUGGUGAAGACAAGGUCCGUGACACCGCUAUCGACACCCUGACCGAGAUUUGUGGCAAGAAGAUGCGGUCAGGAGACAAGAUGGAGAUGAUUUCCUUCAUCAAUCUGCAGGGAAUUGUCGAACAGUUAGUUGCUAGCCCUCCCUUGAGCGAGUUCAAGGGAUCCUCUCGAUACGACACCGAUCUGGCCGAGGCUGUUGCCAAGCUAGUGAACACGGUCCUAUCCGACAUUGUUCGGGCCCUCGAGGACAACCAGAUCAGUGAUGAAACCCGCGCGAGGGCCAACCAGCACCUGAAUGGCUUCCUCCCCUUCCUCCUCCGAUUCUUCGCCGACGAGUACGAUGAAAUCUGCUCAACCGUCAUUCCCGCCCUUACAGACCUGCUUACCUUCCUCCGUAAAGUUGGCCAACUGCCACAGGAAUACGGCAACAUGCUUGCCCCGAUUCUAGAUGCCAUCAUUCGCAAGAUGAGAUAUGAUGAGACUUCGAUGUGGGGGAAUGAAGACGAGCAGACCGACGAGGCCGAGUUCCAAGAGCUACGGCGAAAACUGCAGAACCUUCAAAAGACCAUCGCUGCCAUCGACCAGGCUCUGUAUAUGGAGAUGCUUAGCAAUCUAGUCGCCACCACCUUCCAGACCCUCGACCAGCAAGGCUCGCAGAUGGACUGGCGGGAUUUGGACCUCGCCCUCUACGAGAUGUACCUAUUUGGCGAGCUUGCCCUCCCCAACCAGGGUCUGGGGACCAAAAACCAGCCAAACAGCGAAGCCUCUGAGAGGUUGAUUGUCAUGAUGCGAAAGAUGGUAGAGUCAGGCAUUGCGACCUUUUCUCAUCCUGCGAUUCUGCUUCAGUACAUGGAGAUUUGCGUCCGUUACUGCGUUGUCUUCGAGAGCAACCAAGAGUACAUCCCCCAAGUCCUGGAGAACUUUGUCCGACUGGUUCACCACGACCAUGUUCGUAUCAAGACCCGGUCAUGGUAUCUUUUCCACCGAUUUAUCAAGCAACUCCGCGCUCAGGUCGGCAACGUCGCCGAGACAGUCAUUCAGUCGAUUGGAGACCUACUGCCCAUCAAGGCCGAGGUCCCAGGAGAAGACGCCGACGACGACAUGUCAUCGGACGAGUCUGAUCAUUCUGCGGAUGCCCUCUUCACGAGCCAGCUGUAUCUUUUCGAGGCUAUUGGGUGUAUAUCGUCCACCCAGAGCACACCGCCUGAGAACCAGGCACUCUAUGCCCGCUCCGUGAUGGACCCUCUCUUCACGGAUAUGGAGGCUCACCUCCCUCGAGCCAAGUCGGGUGAUGCCCAAGCCACCCUCCAAAUCCACCACAUCGUCAUGGCUCUAGGAACACUGGCGCACGGCUUCUCCGACUGGACUCCUGGCUCGAUUGCCGCCAACGCUCAUGGUCCCCCAGCCAAGGCCGUUUCUGACGAGUUUUCUCGUGCCGCCGAAGCGAUACUGAUCGCCUUGAACCAGCUCAACUCGUCCGCCGAGAUCCGAACAGCUUGUCGAUCUGCCUUCUCCAAGUUGCUCGGUGUUCUCGGCUCUGCGGUCCUACCACAGCUUCCCCAGUGGAUCGAAGGCUUGUUGUCUCAGAGCUCGUCCAAGGAUGAAAUGGCCAUGUUCUUGAGAUUGUUGGACCAAGUGGUCUUCGGCUUCAAGUCGGAGAUCUACGACGUUCUCAACAUGUUGCUCACACCGCUCCUUCAACGAAUCUUUGGUGGUCUCACAGAACCCAUCGCUGGAACCGACGAUGAGAUCCAACUGGCUGAGCUGAGAAGGGAGUACCUCUCAUUCCUCCAAAUCAUCCUCAACAACGGUCUUGAGGGCGUUCUCAUUAGCGAGUCCAACCAAGGCUUCUUCGAGCCGAUGAUCUCCUCCAUCAUCGAGCUCUCAAAGACGCUCGAAAACAACAUCGGACCUAGCAGACUGGCGUUUACCCUGAUGGCACGAAUCUCGGCCGUUUGGGGUGGCCCCGAUAUCGCGACCAUCGCCCAGAACCCGACCGCACCUUCGGGAGCCCCCAACCCCGCAAUCCCCGGGUUCGAUCAGUUCAUGAUUGACCGGUUCCACGCGGCCUGCUGGGAGGUCAUGAGGAACCCCAACUUCCGACCGUGGCAGGAUGCUCAGACGAAGCAAAUCCUGGUAGAAAUUGCAGGCCUGGAACAAAUCCUCUACACCAAGACGGGAGAAGUCUUCAUUCAACAGCUACAGAAUGGGCUGUUCCCCAGCAUGGGAAUCGACGGCGAUAGCUUCUUGCGAUCCCUCACUACGUCGACUGACAAGAAGACAUUUGCGUCAUACCUCCAAGGCCUGCUUAAGAACCGACAGUAGAUGAAUGGACAGCAGAGGAGUGAACAGAAGAGUAGUGGACAGAAGAGUAGUGGACAGCAGAGGAGUGGACAGUAUGGUAGGAGUGGAUCCGGCUAGACGAGCCGUAGGAGAAUGAGGCAUGGUGAACGAGGGAUGUACGGAAGCCCCACGGCGCAUAUCAGGGAGUUGGAGGACAGAACCAUUAGAGUCAAAAGAACAAAUCUUCUUUGUCAUUUUUUGUCAAUAUUCCCGGCCAUUGGCGGCCUGCUUAUCUGGCGGUCGAGGGUUGUGUAGGGGGUGAACCCUGGGGAUGAGGAUAGAUGAAAUACAACAUUCUACAUCAUGGGCAUAUACCACGAACCGAACCUUUCGUUGUGCAGGAUGGUUGCUGAAUUACCAAAGAUGAGAAUGUUGCUGUUUAACAACGAUGAUAGAAUAAAUA